UGCACGACCAGUUCCGUCGGCUUGCGGCACCUCCAACAAGCAAAAAUCAACCAGCAACCGUCAUUGAUGAUCAGGAGCUACUAGUACAUCAACAAGAUAAUGCUGCCCUUUUCGCGGCUGAACACCUGUGGAUGGACUUUGGGGGGGCUUCUACUUCUCGUGUCCACUAGAUCUGUAUCUGGAAUUUUGCAAACUGGUUCCGUAGAUGUCAAAUUGCGUGAUGGUUCUUCAUACACCUUACUUUCGUCGCAAGCUUCCUUUGGGGUUUAUCCGGCCGAAGGUACCUGGAACAAUGAAGCACACCAAUUGAUGCUGGCUCCUUCCAAUAAUCAGCUUCUGUGUGAAAAUGUGACGACGAUCACAACUGAAGAGACAAAGUGGUCACAGUCAACUAUUCUGGUCAAACGGGGUGCUUGUUCCUUUGAAACCAAAGCAUGGAAUGCGCAGAAACUGGGUGCUCUCGGUAUGAUUGUCUAUGGCAAUUUGGGUGCCCGGUACUCUCUCAAUGCCACAAGUCAUAUCAAUCAAACGAACUACAAGUAUACUGAAGAGGAUAUUGUGUGGCCCAGGGAAUUCUAUGACUAUGAUUGCAAUAAAGGAUCCGCACUAGUGCCGGCCUCUGCCAUUCAAAUUGACCCGCCACCCUACGUGUCAGCCAACAAUGACCCCGUCUUGUCGGGUGACAGCAGUUCCAACCUUUGUAAGGCUAAUUCGGCCGAUGACCUGCAAAAUUGUGACUCGAAAGCAUGUCUUCUUACGGGCGAAAAGGAUGGAGACCAAAUGCGAGCUUGCUGCGCUUGGGAUUUACACGUUUGGUUGUACGAAGACCCUGCCUUUACGGCCGCCAAUGUUGCCAUUCCAGCUACCUACAUUUCUAUGCAAGAAGCAAGCAGGUUGCUUGCGGACUACCAAAAAGAUGACCAAGUGUUCGUGACAAUCUACUCGAGGCCACGUCCAAAAUACAACAUCUCCGCUAUACUCAUUUGGGCAUUGGGAGUUUUCGUCACGGGGCUGGCUGCAUUCAUGUCGGCGGAUGAAUACCAUCGCAUGAUACGCAAGAUUAUUCGCCGUCAAAAGCGAAGGUCAGAGGCGGCCCAAGGCAACAAUGACAAGUCGCAAACUCACUCGAGGAAUAACCAUGCUUCAGCGCCUCCUGUGAACGUCGAAGAAACUUUGGAGUUGACUGUCUGGCACGCAUUGGUUUUCGUAGUCAUGGCUUCGUCAGGGUUGCUGAUCCUGUUCUUUUUCAAAAUCUACCGCGUGGUCAAGGUAUUCUAUGCCAUUGGAUGCAGCAAAGCUGUCAGUCAGAUCAUAUUCUUUCCAAUCUGCUGGAGGAUCGGACGACGGAUGAAUUUUCGAGAUAGAAUUGUCUGGCGAACAGGCACAGAAGACUUUGGUGAUAUUACCAUACUCGACAUCGUUUCGCAUGUGUGUGGAUUUACUCUGGGAUUUGUGUGGCUUGUGAUGUGCUUCACGAUCCGUCACCCCGAGGACAUUACAUUUUUUUGGGUUGUACAGGACAUUUUCGGGGCUGCCAUGUGCAUCUCUUUCCUCGCAGUGAUCAAGCUCAACAGUCUCAAGGUCGCGGCAUCUCUCCUGAUCAUGGCCUUUUUCUACGAUAUCUUCAUGGUCUUCAUCUCACCUCUCUUCUUUGGAAAGUCUGUCAUGAUUACCGUGGCUACAUCCGGCGGACCACCAACUGCAGAUCCGGCCUGGUGCGAAAAGUACCCAGAUGACCCUAACUGUCAGGGAGGAGAACCGCUCCCAAUGCUGUUCCAGAUUCCUCGUAUUGGUGAUUACCAGGGUGGAAGUAGCCUAUUGGGGCUCGGAGAUAUUGUGUUGCCCGGCCUCGUGGUUAGUCUUGCUGCUCGUUUAGAUGCAGCGAAGUCGCUGCUGGGUCUCUUGGGAGGAGGAAACAGCGCCGUCAACUCGUAUGGCUGCCCGGAGCAGAGACAUGGUGGCAGCGGCUGUAGUAUGUGCAGCGGAGGCUACUUUGCCCCCCAAGUUGUCGCCUAUGCAGUUGGCCUCUUGAUGGCCAACAUGGCCGUCUACUUGAUGAAUAUGGGCCAGCCCGCACUACUGUAUUUAGUACCAUGCUGUCUGGGAACGUUUACUUUCAUGGCUUGGAGAAGAAAUGAACUUGGAUCGUUGUGGGAAGGACCAAAAGCAAUUCGGACUGUGGAUGCCAUGCUGUAUGGCGAGGAACCAACGGAUAGUGCAAACAACGUCCAUGCACCAUUGCCCACCGUGGAGGGAGAAGAAGCCUUGACUGUUCCGUCCGCAAGUGACCAGGACUGUGAUGGUGAUGUGCCACUGCAAGAACCUCAUCGGAACGUCGUCUGACGCCCCCAUGUUCGACAGAAGGCUACUAAAACAUAGCAUUGAUAGAUGAAUCCAUGCAGUAUUACCUAACCCCUUUUCAAGACAUUUUGGGCCUCAGAAUGACCACCUAGCUUGCAACUUCCUGCAAUGACGUCCGAGUUCUGCUCGCUAGCUA
Seminavis robusta is the source of this 2497-nucleotide messenger RNA. The record is from the annotation of a GenBank genome assembly. NCBI's taxonomy places the organism in Eukaryota, Bacillariophyta, Bacillariophyceae, Naviculales, Naviculaceae.